AUGUCUACCAAUUUUGAGGACGAUGAUGCGCCUCCAGAGCUGGUGGACGUAUCCGCGAUGCCGUCGGACCAGCCGGAGUCUAUAGAGGAAGAGCAAACACCUCGAGUUCCUAUCACCUUGGUCACAGGAUAUCUUGGAGCUGGAAAAACAACUUUGUUGAACUAUAUCUUGACAGAGAAACAUGGAAAGAAGAUUGCUGUGAUUAUGAAUGAAUUUGGUGACUCCUCGGACAUUGAGAAGCCUUUGACAGUCAACCAAGGUGGCCAGGAAGUCACCGAGUGGAUGGAAGUUGGCAACGGCUGCAUUUGCUGCUCAGUCAAGGACACGGGUGUAAUGGCCCUGGAAUCCCUCAUGGAACGCAGAGGCACAUUCGACUACAUCCUGCUAGAAACAACAGGACUUGCUGACCCGGGCAACAUCGCCCCAGUAUUCUGGAUGGAUGAGGGGCUAGGUAGCUCCAUCUACCUCGACGGCAUCGUCACACUCGUCGACGCAAAGAACAUCCUCCAUCUUCUAGACGAACCCGCACCAGAGGAAAAAGCAAGCUCUCACAAUGAAGACCAUGACCACGGUUCCGGGCCUGUACUAUCCAUGGCGCAUAUGCAGGUCUCACAUGCAGACGUUAUCAUCCUCAACAAGGUUGAUCUUGUUACGCCCGAAGAGCUGGAAGUCGUUCGGGACCGGAUCUCGGCUAUUAACAGUGUGGCGAAGAUUCAUGUUACGGAUCAUAGUCGGACGCCGCAGAUUGAGGGUGUUGUGUUGGAUUUGCAUGCCUAUGAUCAUCUUAAUGAUUUGGAUUUUAGUAAAAAGGGGCAUAGCCAUAUUGAUCCGGCUAUUUCAACUAUUGCAGUUGUGGUACCUCCCAUUCCCGCGGACAAGGUACCACAAGUCGACUCCUGGCUGCAAUCUGUUCUGUGGGAAUCAACGCUGCCUGUGCCGGCCAACUCAUCAUCUGAUACCCACCCGACGAGUUUUGAGAUUCAUCGGCUAAAGGGUAUUCUACGGCUUGAAGAUGGGACGAGUAGGGUUAUUCAAGCUGUUCGGGAUGUCUUUGAAAUCAGAGAUGCCGAGCCGACUCAGUGGGACGAGGACAAGCCGUCUCCUGUCCAGUGCAAGAUUGUAUUGAUCGGCCGAGGGUUAGGGCCGACUGUAGAUCCCUGGAGCAAUAGCUUCGAGUCAUUUGUCCGCGGGAGGUAA
Molecule: messenger RNA, 1197 nt
Organism: Penicillium cataractarum
Lineage: Eukaryota; Fungi; Ascomycota; Eurotiomycetes; Eurotiales; Aspergillaceae
Product: CobW family GTP-binding protein
Exons: 6
Coding region: 1-1197 (398 amino acids)
Cellular component (GO): cytoplasm
Source: RefSeq, a predicted model, not a curated record